This is a messenger RNA of Rhizopus microsporus ATCC 52813, 2063 nucleotides long. RefSeq lists its product as uncharacterized. Gene Ontology annotation, molecular function: phosphatidate phosphatase activity. Gene Ontology annotation, cellular component: actin cortical patch. Bases 62 to 1666 code for a protein of 534 amino acids. The transcript is spliced from 4 exons. Lineage: Eukaryota; Fungi; Mucoromycota; Mucoromycetes; Mucorales; Rhizopodaceae. The record is from RefSeq and is a predicted model, not a curated record.
GUCAACACAUGAUAUAGGCACACAUCUAUUAUAACACUGUAUAUAUAUUUAUUUAUUUUAAAUGAUGAGAGAAUAUUCCAUUGAUUACAUAACAUCAAAAGCAACAAGAGAAUGUAUAUUAUUUCCUACAUAUGCAAAAAGAAAUCCAAAAAAUAAAGACGAAUGGAUAGUAAAGGCAAAAGGUUGGGCUCUAUCACAUAACUGCUCCUACGCUAAACAAAAAGUGAUGAUGGGUAUUACAAAGAGUGUAGCCGGGAAAAUUACUGCCGAUCAAUUAUCUUUACAAGCUUUUGAACAAAGAUUCAAGUACUUCUUGGCAACAAAUCAACGACAUAAAAAGUUUAUCAUUCAAGCCAUUGGAAUCAUAUCAAACUUACAUGAUGAAGAACGAUUGAUAUUUGAUCAAAACUAUUUAAUACCUUCCCUUAUUCAUCCAACCAGCAAACAAGAUGAUGGUAUUAUGUCACGGCCGAGUAAUCCGAUAUCAUCUAUUCUAGAUCAAUUAGAAGAAAGGAAAAACAUGGAUCUUUUUAAUGAUCAUCAAAGCAUUCAGCUAAAGACAACUAGUUCCGGCUUUUUCUUGGGCGAGUUUUCUUUAUCCCAUGCUCACAUUCUAAAUUGGGCUCAAGCUUAUAAUCAAUGUGACGCAAGGUUAAUUCGUAUCCAAUCCAUGUCAAUAGAUAAUAAAAAGAAGUGCACUACAACACACGGAAUAGCCAACUUGGUUGAGCCAUUAGGCAUUUCCAUCAUUUCUGAUAUCGAUGACACCAUAAAGGAUACCAAGAUAUUGGCGGGCGCACGUACAGUUCUAUCAAAGACAUUCUUUGAACCUCCUCAAGGUGUGCAAGGCAUGGCUGAUGCCUACAUGUCCUGGUAUACUCAAGGCGCCUCUUUUCAUUAUGUAUCCAAUAGCCCCUUUCAGCUAAUUCCUAUGCUUUAUCAAUUCAUUCGUGAUUCUCAUUUUCCUCCUGGCUCAAUGCACCUUCGUGAUGAAGCUAGUCUUUUAUCGCGACUGGUUGAAAUUCCUGGUCAGGCUAAACGCGAGGCCAUUCUGGAGAUCAUCCAUGACUUUCCUCAACGACGGUUUGUGCUUGUUGGUGAUUCGGGUGAAAUUGAUCUUGAAAUAUAUACAAGGAUUGCUGUAGAAUUUCCAGAUCGUAUAUUAAAGAUAUUUAUUCGUGAUGUGACAACACCUUUGGCACAAGAGAAAAAGAAGAAGCAGCAAAGACCAAGUCAGCUUUCGUCCAUCUUUUAUUCAAAACGAUCAUCACAAUCUUUCUUUUCUUCUUCAAAUAGAGCAAUGACAGAUGAUGUCUUGUUUGUAAGACACCAUCGUUCGACACCUGCCACUAUAAACACCAGGAGUAGCAACAGUCCAGUAAAGGUUAGGCCGUUUGGUAUGAGGAGAGCAAUGACUGAUGCAUUUGCUCAUUAUACGAUGGAACCCCAUUUGACUGGUCAUAAAAGUCAAAAUGUUCAAGAUGAUGUAUCAACAACAGAGGCAUGCACACGUCUGCAUGAACGCAUCGAAAAGGCACGACAGCAAAUACCAAAUAUAGAUAUUAUUUUAUUUCAAGAUGCUAAUGUACUACGAAACGAUGAAGAUAUACAGAAUGCUUUAUGGGGCAUAUGGGAUAAUGCUAGACAUAAUCCUUCAAAUCAAUAAACUUGUUACUUUUUUUUGGCUUUAAGCUUCCUUUGUGGCCAAGGCAGUCCAAAGAUUUGAUAAUGUCUAUAGCAUCGAACACAUUUCGUGCUGUCUACAGAUCGACUAUAUGUGUUUGCAUCUGGACAGCAGUUAGUGGGUGGGUAUACUUGAGGGAUGAAAUUACAGGGUGAAUUGAGGUUUAUGCUAUUGUCUACACUUUUGUUUUCUUCUGGAUAUAUACAGAGUGAUGUAUCAUCUUGGUUGCAGAUAUGACAGAUUGACAUGAUCUUUUUGAUAGAUGCAUACAUUACUGUCUCCUGACUUGAAGUUGAUUCAGCACUAUCGGAUUCUCCUUGUGAUAGAUCAGGCGUUGCUAUUCUUUUUUGUUUCUUGACAUUCUUUGGAACACAACAAU